Molecule: messenger RNA, 648 nt
Organism: Symbiodinium necroappetens
Lineage: Eukaryota; Dinophyceae; Suessiales; Symbiodiniaceae
Source: the annotation of a GenBank genome assembly
AUGUGGGACGCGGUGUGGUGCAGUGUGCAGAAGUGCAAAAUGCAGAAGCAUCGGAGGUUGAAAGACAAAGAUCACUUUCAAAUCAUAUUCAGCGGAAUGGUAUACAUUCUGCACGCUCCAUCGAAUCACAAGCAGGAUGGGCAUGAGCUCAGCUCCCAUCAGAAGAAGCUGAGCAACCGAUUGGGUGCACCGGUGCCGACCGUGCGAGCUUUGGGCUUGAGUGGAAUUCGUGAUCCAGAGGCCAUCGCUGACCGCCUUACCUACCUGUUGUCAGCAUCCUCUCCACCAGGUGCUCUCAGGAAGCUGCGCGAGAUUUUUCGCUCGGUCGGAUCACACGAUGUUCGACUAUGUUUGCGUGCACGUGGAUGGCUUCCAAAACUGCUGUCGGAGACUGCCACUUUGUGGAAGCAGGCCUCGUGUUUGUCAGCCGAGUCGAACUCAUCGAAAGCUGCCGACUUCUGGCGUGGAGGAAUCUGGUACUCGCUCAGUGCGGAUUGUGGCGCUGCCUGUGACAUUUUGGACAGCCCACACACUCAUGUCGUGGUAGUGAAUAGGCUUUGCAACGAGAUCUUCUGUGCCAAACGAAGCUGGAGACAGCAAGCCCACGAGGAAUGUGGCUUGCUGAAGCGACGCAGAUCUGGCCAGAUG